AUGCAUUUCAAGAAUGGAAUAUCGGAUUGUGUACUUUCCACCGGAAGUGGACUUUUUGCAUUCUUGGGCAAAUUUGCAACAAUGGCAAAUAAUAUUGCGGAGGAUGAACAGGUACAGCUAAAAGAAAAAAAUAGAUUUUCCUGGUUCGCUGUGAAGAGGUGAUAUUUGAAGUACUAUGUGUAUUUGGCGAUGGUGUAUUUAACGGUAGUGCGUUCUUGUUUCUUUGGAAUAUGCAUAGUCAAGAGUCUCCUGCAGUUGUUCUAGUACCUGCUUGACAAAAACUGGAAGGGUACGCCAAGGAUGUCCUUGCAGAACAGCUGGGAAAUUGUGCACUGCGGCUUGUAAGUGCGGAACAAGGAGAAAGCCGUGUAAAAACAAGUUGAGAUUUUGCUGCGAUUUCACACAAGCCUAGCUUCACGCACACUGUCAGUAAGGUUUUACCGUCAGUAAUUCUUUGGGAAAUUUUUUUUCCCAGCCUGAAAGCGGGAAUCAACAAACAGGUGCCUCCAAUGAGCAUCAGGAGAAUCAACAACAGCUGAUAAGCGAAGAAGAGGAAGGAAAUUUGGAGAAUCGACGGGUUGCGGUAAUAGUGUGUAAUUAGCGUUAGUUCCAGUCAUCAUGGCGAAUUGUCAUGUGUUAUCUGUCACCAAAACAGGCAAAUGAUGCUUGAAUAAAGGUAAAAAAAGUGAUUAGAUUUUUCUUGGCGUCAGUUCUGAGCUUUGCUCUUGGUCUGAAUCGGAAAUUGUUGCCAUUAUGGUGGCAAAUGUCCACAGCGUGAUACAGUAUACCAUUACACUAAGAGUUUGUAUCUCCUUUGUUUGUGAAAAUAUGUAUAGCAGUGGUUAUUGCUCACCACCAAAUAAAACUAUACAUAGUAAACGACUUAGGCUAUAAUGAUGUUCUGACAGAUAAUUUGCCAUUUUGCUGGCACUGAAAUAGGUUUUAUUCUUUCACAUGUAGGAAUUCAUAAACACCCUUGAUGAGCAAAUGGUAAAAACAUUGGCCAUCAGAGCAUUGCAGAGGAGUGUAGGAAGCAUGGAUUAUGUGGAUUCACUUUUACUUAUGGAACCAGAAGAUGAGAGCAAUAACUCUGACCAGGAACCCAAUGUUGCUGAUGAUGAUGCCUCACCUCUGAGUGUGCCACUAUCAAGUACACAAGUUAUUGAC
This is a messenger RNA of Porites lobata, 1167 nucleotides long. The record is from the annotation of a GenBank genome assembly. Lineage: Eukaryota; Metazoa; Cnidaria; Anthozoa; Scleractinia; Poritidae.